AUGAAAAAAUUCAAAAAUGGUUUACGUAAUUCAUCAGGCCAAGAACGUCUUACAGGUUUAGCUCUUUUAAAUGUGCGCAAGCAAAUAGUAUUCGAAAUCAAUUCAAAUGAUGAUAUCUAUCGUUUUGUCAAAGAAAACAAGCGACUACUAGAUGUGUAUUAUCAUAACUACUUAUGUGCUAUAAAAUAUUCUUUAAAAAAUAAUUGUAUAUAAUAUAAAUUUACUUUAAAAUAUUCUUAAAUAAUCUUGAUGUGUAAAUAUAACAAAAAGUCGGGGUUUUUUUUUUUUGUUUAAAAUUAAUGUUAAUUGUUUUUUUAAAAUUAUUAUGAAAAUAUAUUAUUUGAUUUAAACACUCCCCUUCUCACUCCCGAAAAUUCGUUCCAGCUACGGACUUGCUCUUCGGGUAAUUUACCAUUUGGAAAAAAGGUUGUUCGGGAAAAACGACGAGAACCAAUAUAUUUAUAUUGUAAUUGUAAAUAUAAACUAUACGGUGUGACAAUGGAUUUUCACAUCCCUUUUAAAUUUAAAACGAAUUGAUUGCAAAAAAAGAGGCAAAUGGAGGGGGUUAACCCCAUGACCCCCUCUCCAUGAGUACGCCCAUGGAAGGACUUAACACCCCUUAAUAUCAAUUAUGUAUAAGUACUUAGUAUUUACUUCACGAGGACUUGGUUUUGUGUGGUGAGCCUCGUAUGUAAUGCCUAUGCAUUUAACUCAUUUAAAAAUUUGACUUAUUGAUAUUGAUGAUAUUCAUUGACAUUCAUUCUAAAAGAAAAUACCGUGUAGAUUUCCAGUGAGUAUGCACGUGUAGAACCAUUUGGUUUUAACUUGUUUUUACAAUACAACCAAUAUUUUAUGUGUUUUGUUAACGUAUUGAAUAUCUACAUUUAUUUCAUGUUCCUAAAAACUAUUGUCUAAAAUUUAGUAACUUUGAAUUUAUUAGUUGCACUUAUUAUAGGCUCAUAUGAGUCUCCUAUUGGCAAAAAUAAAUUCACUGCUUUAUUUCAACCCACAGUAUCCUGUUGUAUGAAUGAGGUUGUAACUGUAAUAAACCAGUCCGAAAUAUUUAAUGACUGGAUUGAAUUUCUAAAAUAUUUUAAUAAACUCACUGAAAUCCAUAAGUAAUUAAUGAUUUUAAUUAUUUAUCAAAUAAUAUGAAUCAAAAAUUAAACAGAUUUUUAAUAUUUUUACGAAAUAUAAUUUUUCUGUGUUGCUUAGUUGUAUUGUAAACGUAUAUGUGAGUAUCAUUCCUUUAAAUAAAUUGCAUCAAAAUGAACACAAUACAUGUAAGUACCUCCGUCAGGAUUGUAUUGGUUUUAAAAUUGUUUUAUUUUUUUUUACUGUGUAUAAAAAUUCUAUCAGAAUUCGUGCUCCAAAGGAUCAAGUGUAGCACCUUUUCUGUCAUUUUUUGAUUUUCUCAGGAGUUUCCAUAAUAAAUGAGAAAAACCGAGAAAAUCCGCAAGAAAAAUGGGAAAAUUUACAAAAAUAAUUUUAAAUUUUGUUUUUUUAUUGUUUUCGUUUUUCAUUAGCAAUGGCUAACUAUUGCAUACAAAAAUAAUUAAAUUCUCUAUAUUUUAUCUUCCCAAUCUCUCAUCCACAACAGUGGCCCACCCAUUGUGUGAAGUAUGUUCACCUUUUUAAAUAGUUUAUUUAUAAUAAAUAACACUAUUAAAUGAAUGGAAAAUGUUUCUUUAGAAUUAAAGUUUAUUAAGAAAAUUUGUAAAGAAUAACAUAUAAUAUUGAUCGGUAUACAGCUUUUAUUGAACGAUAGUUUUUCGAAAAAUGUCUCUGGAAAACGCACUUAUUACAAAAAAUAAAAUUGUGAAACUAUACUUGUGAGGAAUUAUUAUUAAUUAUCAAUUUUACACCAACUAAAAGUGUUAAAAUCGUUUUAGGCAUGAUUAUUUUUUUUUUCUAUGGCAUUGUUCAAUCAAUUUCAAACAGUUUGUCUGUCUUUAAUAUACAUAAUACAAAUGUGGGUAAUGGGUAUUUGAUAAGUAAAUAAUUUAAACAUAAUUAAUAGCUAAAUAAUAUAAGAAUAUUAAAUCAGUGCUCUGAUAUUCAUAUUAUAUAACCUGACUGAAUAGCAAACUAUGGGAAAACAUGACUAUCACUUGAUAAAUUAGUCAAUUAUCCUAAUGAAUACUAUUACUGAAAAGUAUUGAUAAUAUAUUUAAUUUUCUUAUUUAAUAUUUUCGAUAAUUUGUGAUUUCCCUAGAAAUAUUAUUUUUAAUAGGUGUGUUCAAAACGAUACUAUUAUGUACAAAUAUUAUUUCAUUAUAUAAUAAAUAUAUUCAUUUUCUUUAUUAUUAUAUUUUUAGAUUUGAAGGUUUAUAGUUUGUGUUAAUUUAUAUAGAGAGUUCAUAUUUAUAUUGAGCAAAAUAACUACCAAUUUCUUGUUAAAUAUAUUUUAACACAUCUAUAAGUUUUAAUAUGGUAUUCCUCAUAAUGAGUUAAGUACUUAAAUCAUGUUUGUUAUUAGUGUACCUAUUGUGUUUUAGAUACAUAAUAUAUCGACAUAUAUUUUUUGCAUGUUCAUGAACAUUAUUUGACAUACAUACCAAGAACCAUAAGAAAUAGCAAAAUGAGAAUAUAUUACGAGUCAAGUUUAUAGGUACAUACCUCCUUUCAGAAACAUAUAUUUAGACAAUGAAUUAUUACAUUUUUGUACCAUUCUGCAGUAACCAAGACUUUUAAGUGACAUUAAUAAUUUUUACAACCCUUCCAAAUAGGCCAAAUUUACUGUAUAACUAUUCAUCAUUGUAACCAUUAUGAAUACAACUAUUUACUGCAAACUAUAAAUAUUUUUGAAAAGUUGUGUACGUUUUUAUGGCAGUCAACUAGUAUAGAACAUAGGUAUACAAAGUAAUCAAUCUAUCGUAAGACGCUCAUUAUCUCGGAAAGUAUUUUUUUUCUUUUUCAGAAUUUGUUUUAUAGAACAUUUAAAAAACAAGUAGCUCUAAUACGAUUUUAUAUUUAUGUUUUUUUUUGCCAAUCUUUUUUUUGAGGAUGAAACCACUACCUACUUUUAAUUUUCAAAUGGCAACUUAUACUAAAAAUUGCAUAAAGAGAUGGAGUAUUAAUUUUAAAAAAAAUGUUUGUAUUAAAAUUGUUGAUUUCCGUCAAUCUGUUGACGAGAUAUUCCAAUUUUAAAAAUAAAAUUAAAUGAGAGAGACUUAAAGGAGUUAGAAGGAAAAAGGGCUGACGAGGAAAAUGAAACUAAUAGGACACUUGAUUAGGUAUAAUGCCUUCAUAAGGAACAUCUUUGAAAGGGAAGUCUUGGGGAAAGGUAUUAGAAAAUGCCCAACAACUUCAUACUGUCAAAAUCUGACGCAGUUCAUGGAUAGAUUAUCAUAUUCGCAGUUGCGGAACAUGGAAAAUGAAAGAUACAUGGUUAUUAUGAUUUAUGACAAGGCGUAUCCUUGUCCUUUAGAUGAUGAUGAAUAA
Cinara cedri is the source of this 3444-nucleotide messenger RNA. The record is from the annotation of a GenBank genome assembly. Lineage: Eukaryota; Metazoa; Arthropoda; Insecta; Hemiptera; Aphididae.